Messenger RNA from Cavenderia fasciculata, 675 nucleotides. RefSeq lists its product as uncharacterized. Gene Ontology annotation, cellular component: phagocytic vesicle; lysosome; late endosome. Gene Ontology annotation, molecular function: GTP binding; GTPase activity. Gene Ontology annotation, biological process: phagosome-lysosome fusion; endosome to lysosome transport. The record is from RefSeq and is a predicted model, not a curated record. NCBI's taxonomy places the organism in Eukaryota, Evosea, Eumycetozoa, Acytosteliales, Cavenderiaceae. The coding region runs from base 1 to 675 and encodes 224 amino acids. The transcript is spliced from 3 exons.
AUGUCACAAACUUAUGUAAAUCAUAAUCAACAACAAAAAAAAUAUCUAUUCAAGAUUAUUCUCAUUGGCUCCAGUGGUGUAGGAAAGACAAGUCUUCUUAGCCAAUAUGUCCACAAAAGAUACAUUCAACAACAUAAAGCAACGAUUGGUGUAGACUUUCUUACUAAAGAUCUACAACUUAAAGAUAGCAAAGGUGAAACUUGUUCUGUAACAUUACAAAUAUGGGAUACGGCAGGACAAGAAAGAUUCCAAAGUUUAGGAAGUGCAUUCUACAGAGGAGCAGAUUGUUGUGUAUUAACCUAUGAUGUCAACGACCAAACCAGCUUUGAAAACCUUGACCGAUGGAAAAAUGAUUUUAUUCACCAGGCAGCACCAUCAUCACCAUCAUCCUCUCCGAUUCCAUACCAACUAGUUGUCAUUGGAAACAAGAUAGAUAUGGAGAAUCAAAGAUGUGUUUCACAGAAAAGAGCACAAGCAUGGUGCACAGAAAACUCUGUAAUAUCCUACUUUGAAACAUCGGCAAAAGACCAUCAAUUGGUUGAACAGACAUUUGAAAGUAUUGCUAGACAGAUAGUUUUGGCAAUAGAAAAACAGUUUAUCAUUCCAUACCAAAACGCUGACCCAAAUAAGGUGGACAUAAAGAAAUCAGCCAACAAUGAAAAGGAAAAGAAAUAA